Messenger RNA from Drosophila navojoa, 486 nucleotides. RefSeq names its product tRNA methyltransferase subunit 11-2 (gene Trmt112). Gene Ontology annotation, biological process: rRNA (guanine-N7)-methylation; tRNA methylation; peptidyl-glutamine methylation. Gene Ontology annotation, molecular function: protein heterodimerization activity. NCBI's taxonomy places the organism in Eukaryota, Metazoa, Arthropoda, Insecta, Diptera, Drosophilidae. The record is from RefSeq and is a predicted model, not a curated record.
UGUGCACGCGUUGUGCAGUGAAUGCUUAAAACGUGCGUUUUUGUAUAUAUUUAAACUGUAAAGCAUUUAUUCAUAUUUCUUAAAAGUAUUAAAACCACACUAUGAAACUAAGCACAUAUAAUUUUUUGACUUCGAUGGCCAUCAAGGGCGUCAAGGUGGGCUAUCCCCUGAAGCUAACGAUUAAUAAAAAGGAUGUAAUUGAAAGCGAAUUCAAUCCGGUAUUUAUACAGCGGUUGCUACCUAAACUGGAUUGGUCAGCGGUUUAUAGCGCCGCACAGGUGGCGGAGCUAGCAGACGACAUACCAGCAGCGCAGCCCGACAAUGUGGCAGAGGACGAACAGCUGUUACAGCGCCUGCAUCAUCUACUCUUCGAAAUCGAUGUGCUCGAGGGACAGCUGGAAUGCCCCGAAACGGGACGCGUGUUUCCAAUAACCGAUGGAAUACCCAAUAUGCUGCUAAACGAGGAUGAAGUUUAGCUCAAUGCAA